Frankliniella occidentalis (western flower thrips) is the source of this 1237-nucleotide messenger RNA. RefSeq names its product sialin-like. Lineage: Eukaryota; Metazoa; Arthropoda; Insecta; Thysanoptera; Thripidae. The transcript is spliced from 7 exons. Gene Ontology annotation, biological process: transmembrane transport; monoatomic anion transport. Gene Ontology annotation, molecular function: transmembrane transporter activity. Gene Ontology annotation, cellular component: plasma membrane. The record is from RefSeq and is a predicted model, not a curated record. The coding region runs from base 62 to 1051 and encodes 329 amino acids.
CAGGCAACUCUCUCCCUGUCUCUCCACUCCCCGCUGCUUGCAGGGCGUGGUGUUCCCCGCCAUGAGCGCCAUCGUGGUGCGCUGGGUGCCCGUGUCCGAGCGCGCGCGCUUCGUCUCGUUCGCGUUCCAAGGAGCCUCGCUGGGCACCGUGGUGGCGCUGCCGCUGUGCGGCUGGGUGCUGCAGUCGUGGGGCUGGGAGGCCGUGUUCCACGUGUCCGGCGUCCUGUCCCUGGUCUGGACCGCGGCCUGGUGGCUGCUCGUGUUCGACUCGCCCGACCAGCACCCCCGCAUCACCGCCAAGGAGCGCGAGUUCCUCUCCGAGCACCUGGAGCCCGUCAAGGCGGAGCCGCCGCCGGUGCCCUGGCUGGCCGCGCUGCGCUCGCGACAGUUCUGGCUGGGUAACCUGGCCGGCAUCGGCAACGACUGGGGCUUCCACACCUUCUUCAACCUCGGGCCCAAGUACAUGAAGACGGCCCUGGGCUUCGACCUCAAGUCGAGCAGCUGGCUGUCCUCGCUGCCCUUCCUGUCGCAGUACGUGUUCGCCAUGGUGUACGGCUCGCUCGCUGACCUGCUGCUGCAGCGCGGUGUGCGCCUCGUCACAGUCCGGAAGGUCUCCGUCGUGGUUUCGCACCUGCUCCCGGUGGUCGGGCUGCUGGUGCUGGCCUACUCCGGCUGCAACGCCGUCCUCUCCGUCGUGGUGCUCACCCUGUCCGUCACCAUGAUCGGCGCCGUCACGUCCGGCUUCUUCCAGACGCCCAUGGACAUCGCGCCCAACUUCGCCGGUGUCCUGACGGGGGUCAUGAACGGCCUGGGCUCCAUCACCCCCGUGCUCUCCACCCCGCUGGCCGGCGCCGUGCUGCAGAGCUUCCAGGAGGCUCCCCAGGUCGGCUGGCGCUACGUGUUUUGGGUGUCGGCCGCCAUGUACGUGCUGGGCGCCGUCCCCUUCCUGCUGUUCUACCGGGCGCAAGUCGAGCCGUGGAACGACGAGGACAAGACCGGCAAGCGGCCCGCGGACCUCCAGCUCAAGGACCUCAAGGCGCAGGAGGCCUGAGCUCGGCGCACACGCCGCCCACGCUCGUCAGGCUCAACUUAUUUGUAAUCAAGAGAAUGAUGACAUUGUCACAUCCAGAAAUGUUAAAUUGCAUCGUCGUCGAUCCGACGUUGAAUUUGAAAAUUCGUUGCUUGUUAAAAUCUGAUCGAUUAAACCGACGUCGUCGCCGAUUCCCUCUUAUUCGAA